Photinus pyralis (common eastern firefly) is the source of this 1302-nucleotide messenger RNA. RefSeq names its product leukocyte elastase inhibitor-like. Bases 56 to 1213 code for a protein of 385 amino acids. The record is from RefSeq and is a predicted model, not a curated record. Gene Ontology annotation, molecular function: serine-type endopeptidase inhibitor activity. NCBI's taxonomy places the organism in Eukaryota, Metazoa, Arthropoda, Insecta, Coleoptera, Lampyridae. The transcript has 4 exons.
UAAAAGCGGCGUGUAACAGAAAACUUUAUACCAAUUCGAAGUUAUUGUACACACAAUGAGAGUAUUGGUGCUGCUUUCAGCUGGACUAGUUUUAACACUCGCUCAAAAUUCCGCUCUUCUGGACAAGUUUAUUGCCGGUAAUCAGCGGUUUAGCGUAGAAUUGUACAAGCAAGUCAAAAAGACGACAGAUGGAAACUUCCUGAUAAAUCCCCUUUCGCUGCAGAUGAUCAUGUCUCUUGCGCUGACGGAAGAAUCAGGCGAAGACUUCCAGAAGAUCUUCUCGACCCUGCAGCGGCCGGAGGCCACCCUAGAAGAAUCGAUGGAAAUGUUCACCCAGAUCGUCGCAAAUCUGGAUAACACCGGCGAUUCUACUAUAGCCAGCGCAAAUAAGAUCUUCGUAAAAAAGGGGCUGGAAAUUGGCGAAGACCUUAAGGUUUCGGCCGUUAAUAAUUUCAAGUCGGAAAUUGACGAAUUGAAUUUUCUCGCAAAAUCGUCAAUAGCCAAGAUAAACAAGUGGGUCGCCGACAACACCUUUGACAAAGGAGUGGAGAUGGUUACAGACAAAAGCUUCAGUAAGAAAACGAAGAGCGUGCUGGUAAAUCUUCAAUACUUCAAGGGCUACUGGCAGAAGAAAUUCCCAACGCGCGCCACCAAAUCUCGACCGUUUUACGUGAGCGAAACUGUAACCAAGCAGGCUGAAUUAAUGGAGGUCUCCACCAACUUCAAGUAUGCGUAUAACCACAGCUUAAGGGCCCAGUUCAUCGAGCUGCCGUACCGGGACUCGGACAUGUUCAUGACGGUGAUCCUACCGGAUGAUAAAUAUGGACUUCCAGGCUUGGAGGAGAGAAUCGACGAACUCUUUUAUGAUCAGUUCUAUUACGGACCAAAGGUCCGAUUAGUACUGCCGACAUUUGAACUUAAAUCCACUGUUCAGCUUGACGACGCCUUAAGGAAUAUGGGGAUGGAAGGUGCGAUUGGUGAAAAUUCGGGAAAUCCAAAUGACAACAAAUUUCAAGUCACCAAUGUCUACCAAAAAGCCAUUAUCUUAGUUGAUGAAGAAGGUCAGGUCGUACCAGCGAAACGAGGGAAAAUACAAGGUACGCCACCAUGGGUGGAAGUUUUGGUGGAUUUUAUCGCGGAUCAUCCUUUUUUGUUUUACUUAAAAUCUCCCGGAGCAGGAGUGUUCUUCAUUGGGCGCUACGUUUCGCCGUAAUUUAAGUUUAGAGACACUCAUUUGACAUGUACUUUUAUGAAGCGCUGUAUUAUGACUUCAUUUAUCGCCCAAAAAAUAAUUCAACCAAG